Molecule: messenger RNA, 1095 nt
Organism: Oppiella nova
Lineage: Eukaryota; Metazoa; Arthropoda; Arachnida; Sarcoptiformes; Oppiidae
Source: the annotation of a GenBank genome assembly
AUGGAUUCAAUGCGUGAUUCACAAAGUUUGGUGUCGGCGGCCAGUGUUGGCGACUAUGGGACUGUUGAGUACAUUCUGUCCAACAAUUUAGAAGAUGUGAAUGGAGUGAACGAAUCGGGUUGGACUGCACUCCUGUAUGCGGCAAACUAUGGCCACUUCAAUAUCAUUAGGCAUCUUAUCCGUCACAACGCGAACGUCAACUAUCAGGACAGUCAGGGCAGGACUGCCCUAAUGUUGGCCGCAUGUAAUGGUCACACGCGUUGUAUCGACGCACUCGUCAACUAUGGAAAGGCCGACAAAUAUAUGGAGGACUUGAAUGGCGCUAAUGCUCUGAAUUACGCCACAAACCACGGACACGGAAACAACAAACUCAUCAAAAGUAUGCUCUCGGAGUCGUCCGAUGGCUUUGAAGUCUAUCAACUGAGGGGUCGGUCCUAUUCGCACGUGAAGGCUGAGCCCAAACCAAAUGAAAGUCUGGGCUCAACCCUGAGUCUGAGCUCUAACUCUGCCACCGAAGAAGGCGAUCACAUCUUCAAUCCGUGCGGAAAGACUCCGUUCUCUAACGCCAUUUGGGGAACCGUUAAAAGCGAUUUGAAUCCAAAGGCCAAGAAGUUUGAGCCAUCAUUCCUGCACUCGAAUAGUGAUAGUUUGGAUCACUCGUCUCAUUCAUCGAUGAGUUCUUCAGUAAUCUCUGCGCCGCCAAACUUCAAGCGUAAACUAUUGGGCAAAAAGCAGAGCUUCCGAAAGCCCUCUAAAUCAGCAAUAGUUCCCAUAUCUGCUCCGAUGCCAAAGACAUUGUUUCAUCUGUUGACUCGAAUCGAUUUGAUUCACUACUUGGAUCUGUUCGAAAACAAUGGCAUCGAUUUCAUCCAAUUCCUCACUCUAACCGACGACGAUCUCCAGAGCCUCGGAAUCGCAUGCUAUGGACACCGGAAGAAGUUAUCGAUCGCUCAGCAGAGAUAUCACGAGUCGUUGGACAUAAACUGCACGAAUGAGUCGUUUUUAGCCGACUUUCUGCUGAAUGAGAGAACUUUUCUCAAUCAUAAGAUUCAAGCCUUAGAGCAAAGAGUGAAGGAUUUGGAGAAAGAUUUUUAA